CUGUCGCCAACAGAGAGUGCUGUCGCCAACGGAGAGUUUCCGCCGCAGAAAUGGAUGACUACCCAGCAAAUUCCAAAGCCCAGCUCGCUCUGGAGGACGAUGUGGCUACCAAGACCCCCAGCAGAAUCCCUCUCAUUUUGGCGGGAAUAUUCGCAGCGGCCACCAUUGCCUUGACUGCCACUACAGUUGUGUUCGUCCUGCAGAAGAACAACAUCGCUAAUGAAUUGGACGAGUUGAAGGCCACCAGUAAACCAACUCAACCUGUCCCGCUCUGCACCACAAAGCAGUGCUACGACUCGGCUUACGUUUACUUGAGCAGUAUGGAUCCCAGCAAGAAUCCCUGUGAAAAUUUCUUCGAAUAUGCUUGCGGAGGCUGGAUGGAACGGUACACGGUUCCAGACGACCAAACCAGCAUCUCUGCCUUCACUUUACUCAGAGACGAUCUGACAGACAAGCUGAAAGCUCUGUUUGAACAAAGCCCGACUGCUGGUGAGCCUGAUUCGUUUCACAUUGUGAGGAAUGACUACCAGUCUUGUGAGGACAUGGACACCAUCAACGAACUUGGGGCCAAGCCUCUGACUGACCUGCUGACGUCUCUUGGCGGUUGGCCAGUCCUCGGUGACAACCCGGCGGGUGGGAACUGGGACCAGGCCGCUUUCGACUUUGAGAAGCUGUGGGCUGACAUCAAGGGCAAAUACGGCGUAGAAAUGAUCGUUGCCUCAGACGUAUAUCCCGAUCCGGAUAAUAGAGCCAAGUACAAGUUGGAUGCGUAUACACCAAAUUUCUUGGUUCCAAGGACAGAGAUCGAAAACAAACAUUUGCGAGGAGUCAAGACUUUGAUUGACGAACGCAACGAUCCUGAAGACUACGGGGUGAAGAUACUCUUGGAGGAGAAGUAUUCCAAAGAGAGGCAAGCCUACUUUCAGUACCUGAUCGACAUUGCUGUGGCGCUUGGGGCGAGCGAAGCGGUCGCAACACAAGACAUGACCGACCUCAUCGAGUUUGAAUCAGCUAUGGCAAAUUUGACUGUUGAACAUCCAGACACGUUUCUAGGCUGGGUCGGAGUCACUCUCAAGGAAAUUGGAAUGGAUGAGAUUGACUGGGUGCGUUUUUACAAUCUGAUGUUGCCAGCAAGUGUCAACCCACGCGUUACUGACAACGAACCCAUCGUAAACUACAACCCUAACUACAUUUCUAACGUCACAAUGUGGCUCAAAGAUCAAAGCAAAAGAGUCAAGGCCAACUACAUGAUAUGGCGGCUUGUCAGCCAAAUGGUGCCCUUCAUGAACGAGACGUUCCUGGCCAUCAGGCAGAAAUACCUGGAGAGUGUUUACGGUGCCAUUUCUCCAACAACCCGCUGGAAGACGUGCGUCUCCAACGCCAAAGACCAGUACGAGUUCAUCAGCGGCAGGAUGUACGUGGAUGAACACUUCCCAGAAGAUGCCAAGCAGAAAACCCUAGACAUGAUACGCAAUCUGCAGACGGCUUUCAAGUCCAUGCUGACCACAAAUGACUGGCUCCAAGAGGAAGAUAAGCCCAAAGCUGCCAGAAAGGCGGAUGCAAUGGUUAUUGAAAUUGGCUACCCGGAGUGGAUAAAAGACAACGCUAAACUUGACGCGGAGUACGCCGAUCUAACUGCCAAGAACAAGGAAUAUUUCCAAAACAGAUUGAGGUACCGUGAGUGGAUCUCUCAGGCCGAGCUGGCACUCUUACGUGAGGAUGUGGAAAUUGAAAACUCACUUGUUUCCGGCAGCUAUCCUCCAACCACCUUUCUACCAUAAGGAUCUUCCCUGGUAUUCCAAUUACGGAGGUAUUGGUGUGGUCAUAGGACACGAAAUAACGCACGGUUUUGAUAACAACGCUAAACGGAGAGCAAACGCAAGGUGAAAACAUCGCUGACAACGGAGGUCUCAG
Acanthaster planci (crown-of-thorns starfish) is the source of this 1914-nucleotide messenger RNA. RefSeq names its product neprilysin-1-like. The record is from RefSeq and is a predicted model, not a curated record. Gene Ontology annotation, biological process: protein processing. Gene Ontology annotation, molecular function: metalloendopeptidase activity. NCBI's taxonomy places the organism in Eukaryota, Metazoa, Echinodermata, Asteroidea, Valvatida, Acanthasteridae. Gene Ontology annotation, cellular component: plasma membrane.